This is a messenger RNA of Theobroma cacao (cacao), 1402 nucleotides long. Its product is annotated as AP2-like ethylene-responsive transcription factor SNZ. Lineage: Eukaryota; Viridiplantae; Streptophyta; Magnoliopsida; Malvales; Malvaceae. The record is from RefSeq and is a predicted model, not a curated record.
UCAUUAAAAUCUGCUAUGAUUUGGGUGAAAUAUUAGUUAUAGUAGUAGUACUAUUCAUGGAUGAGUGCUGGGCUUCAUCAGGAGAAAAUAAUUGAUGACAUGGUACUAACCUUUUCUCCCCUUUUUUCUCUGUAUACAGCCCCAUAUUCACUAUCCGAUCCUAAGGAAGGUCAUAUUUCACAUCCCCAGAGUUCAGAUUAUCUUCCACUGUCAAUUCUAGUUGGGUAAAUAUUCAUAUUCUCAAUUUCUUAAUCACUGCGGCUCUUCUAGAAUUAAGCUAAUUUCAUCAUUAAGGUAAUAACCUACGAAGAGGUUUUGAUCCUGGUCUGGGCUUUUGUCCAAUUGAAAAAUGUUCACUUUAUCUUUCAGAAACAAACUCCUGAGAAACUCCCCAGGCCCCAAGGACACAUCUGCUUAACGUAAGUGUUCUGUUUUGUACUUGCCUAUAAUCCUCAAAACACCCAAACGACCGUCUCCCACUCCAAUCAAAACAAAAGAACAGCUAGAAACGCGGUUUUCUAUGGAAAGCAAAAAAAACAUGGACAACAAUAUAGCCAUGACUGAUACACAGCCGCCACCACUACCGCAAUCGCCUGCGGCGGCGGUACAAUUAACAGAGCUAGUAUUCUCACUAGAGCAAGCAACCCAGAUGGCAAAACAACUCCCUUCCUCGUCAGACCCAAGUUACCUCCACCAAAUCUAUUCCUCCCUCCAUCAAGCCCAUCAUUCUCUCUCCUCUUUCCUCUCCGCUACCCAAACUCAAUUUCUCGUUCCUCCUCCUCCUCCUCCUCAGCCACCGCUGCCACUUGUAGCCGCAGAGAACUCUCUCUCCUCCACCACCGGCGCCGCUAAUGAGGAUGGUAGUGAGCCGAUGCAGGUGGGCGAUGAGAAUGAAGCUGAGGCCGAGGAGAAUUCAAAGACAUCAGUUGACAAGGUUGAGGAGAGGAUGAGGGAAUGCUUUAUCAAAAAUAAGAGGGCAAAGAGGCAGCUUUCGCCGUCGUAUGCGGCGGUGGCCGAGGAGAGGAGGAUUUGUGAAGAUAGAUUCGUGGGUGGUGUCAAGGGUUAUGAUUCCCUGGGGGACAAAUUACGGGCGUUGGAACUUGUCUACCAGUUUCAUGGUUGAACCGUAGACAGGGCUGAAACAGGGGAGAAGCAGAACAGGAGUUAUUCAAUGGAGCCUUUUUUUUGUUUUUCCAACCAAUUGGGUUCCAUUGCCUUUUAAUUUAUUAAUUUUCUUUUUUUAAUUCAUUGUUCUGUCCUCUUUUUACCAUUUGUUAAUAGCAAGAAAGGAAGGGUAGGGAGGAUGAAAGAUGAAUGCAUAUUUGUAAUCUCAAAUUUAAGAGGAAAUUGAAAACACCUUGAAUGAGAUUUUUUUUUUCAACUUGUACAGAGCUUAUUUGAA